ACAGAGAAUCCCAUUAUCAGUAAGAACUUGUGCUCUUUAAACCAAGUUCUCUCUCAGAAACAUGACACAGAGGCUGAAAAAUCUGUCCACAGUGGAAGCUUUGUCUUCCCUCUCUGCAGAAACAGGGAGAAAGGGAUUGUUUUGAAACCAUGGCAGAAGAAAACAGAGGGAUUUCCCUCCUCCACCCAGCUGCAGCCAGGCCAUGCCUUCUUUUCCUGAACACCAGAGAAACCGGUUUCCUCUAUCUGAACAGACAUGCAAAACACACAGACAGACACACCUACACAGAAGGUCUCUUCCUCACGCAUGCACACACACGUUUAAAAAAAACAACACAACCCCACCCCGCUGCCAGCUGUUUCUGGUUAGGCAGUUGGGCAAGCAGUGAAGAGGAGGAGCAGGCAGGCCAGAGUCAUGGAGCGGCAGCUGGAGCUCGCUGCCCUCGGUCUGGCUCUCACAGGGUGGCUUUGUGCCAUUCUGACACGCUGCCUGGCCUUGUGGAAGGUGAGCGGCACCCUGGACAACAUCACGGCUACUCUGCCUGCCUACUGGGAUGGGGUGUGGCUGGAAUGGGAUCACUGGGAUUUGGCCCACGAUGGCAGCUUGCACUGCUCCUUCUACCAGUCUCUCAUGUCUCUCUCUGGAAGUUUUCGGACGUGGAGAGCCCUCAUCAUGGCUGCCAUCGGAGCCGGGGCUUUUGCUGCGGCGAUAGGAGCAGCGGGGGCGGUGUGGUUCCCUCUGCGGGGCCAGGUCAAAGUGUUUUCUGGUGCUCUCUUUGUUUUGUCUGGGAUCCUGCUGUUGAUUCCCACAGCCUGGACGUGCCAUCACACCAGUCAGCCACUGGAGGGUGCUGUGCUGCUGAGAAGAGACUGGGGACCUGCGCUGUACCUGGGAUGGAUCUCCUUUGUUUUGAUGGUGGCUGGAGGGGUGUUUCUCACCACCAGAUGCAUCACUAGUCAAAGGCAGGUGCAGCCGCCUGAAGAGAGCAGGCACCCGAAUCUUGAGGAGGCUACUCACCCACUGAGCCAAAUCAACAGGACUACGUUCACACACAGCCAGUAUGGACGCAGAUCAGAGCCUAUCUGAGGGGACUGUGAAGUAAUAUUUAAAGUGUGAAUGAGUAGAAUUCUGGCUGCACCUGUUGAGUAAUGAUGCACGGACUUAACUAAGCAUUAACACAAGCAGAAGCACAGCGAUGUGUCAUGCCAUUGGUUUUAUUGGUAGGUAGGACUUUAAAUUUGCAACUUGUUUUGCAUUUGGGUUUCUUCCAUUUCCACUUAACCUAACACACUGUAUUAGUAUGUAUAGCAUUGUUUUACGUUCAAUCCUCAUUUCCCACCUCCAAUAUCACUGUCAAAUUACACUUCUGUUUGCUUUACUUGAUGCAAUUACUGAUACUAAACUGACAUCAAGACACUACAGCCCUCUGAUACUCUUAAUUCAUUGUAAUACCUUAAAUGUGAGAGUUAAUAUUGGUCUUAAAACUAAAUACUUUUUUCUACAGAUAUAUUGCCCUACAUUAGAGUAAUGCCAUUUAAGAUUUCAUGUUGACAGUGGCAAACAUGUUUACAACCGAGAUGAAUUCUGCGCAAAAGGACACAAAACUCACAACAUAAAUAUUACGUAGUUCACGAGAGUCAUUUGACCUAAGUCGUGCAUUAGAGUGGUUUGACUCAUUUUGGAGAGGUGGAUGGAUGCAUGAUGGAAAGGAAGCAGGCAAUGUCUUUUGAGUAGGUUGCUACAUUUACAAACUAUUCACAGUAGGGUGUAAAAGUAUGGACUUUUCAGACUUCUAUUUGCAGAUCUACACCCAUUUUAAGCGGGCACAUCAGUAUGUUACAUUUUUCAAAAUAAAAAAAAAAACAGUGAAAGAGCGUGCAC
Messenger RNA from Sander lucioperca (pikeperch), 1881 nucleotides. Its product is annotated as claudin-4-like. The transcript has a single exon. Gene Ontology annotation, molecular function: structural molecule activity. Gene Ontology annotation, biological process: bicellular tight junction assembly; cell adhesion. NCBI's taxonomy places the organism in Eukaryota, Metazoa, Chordata, Actinopteri, Perciformes, Percidae. Bases 415 to 1086 code for a protein of 223 amino acids. The record is from RefSeq and is a predicted model, not a curated record. Gene Ontology annotation, cellular component: bicellular tight junction; plasma membrane.